This is a messenger RNA of Pogonomyrmex barbatus (red harvester ant), 5169 nucleotides long. RefSeq names its product Death-associated APAF1-related killer. Gene Ontology annotation, molecular function: ADP binding; protein binding. The record is from RefSeq and is a predicted model, not a curated record. Gene Ontology annotation, biological process: regulation of apoptotic process. NCBI's taxonomy places the organism in Eukaryota, Metazoa, Arthropoda, Insecta, Hymenoptera, Formicidae.
ACCGUUGCUUUCCUACCAUCGCCAAUGUGAACCGCCAUAUUACCAUGACUGGCUGAUUAUGGUGGUUCGGUUUGUCAGGUUUACGCUGUUUGUGAAUAUAAAUGACUGAAGUAGAGGAACAAAAAUAUGCAUCUAAUAUGUUUCUACCUGUUCCUUAGAGAACUUUUGACAAGAAUACGGUCAUCAAGUGUCUUUGUAUUCAAUUCCCUGCAUUGUCCGUGUCCCCUGGAGGAAAGCAUAGAUGGCAGAAGUACAGUGGUCAUGCCGCGAAGCAGUGCAAAGUGAUAGAGAUCUGGCAAUAGCGCAAAUAUCGGCAACAUCGUAUGCAACUCGGGUGCGCGAAUGAGAGUACCUGUUCAGUCAGUGUUCGUUUGUCAGUGUUCAUUUGUCAAUUGUGCCGUGAGUUUGUAGUCAUCUUGGAAGGAAAUCACUUGAUUUUUUUUCGAACAAAGAGCUAACUCGUCUUAUAAAAGAUAUUCUCUUAUCUAAGAGAGAAACAUGUUCGGAAUGUGAUAAUGUGAAUAUGACAAACGGAGCAGUAACGUUUGUUUAAAGAAAGAAGGAUAGUUUGAGGAAAGAGAAAAGAAUUGUGUGUGUGGGGCUACAUAAAUCUUCUCCAAAUAAAGGAGAUGAGAACCAUCAGUCACGAAUAUUAACAUGGUGAUUUCGGGAAGUAUAUGAGAAGAGGAUAGAAAAGACUUCGUUGAAAUUCGUAGCAAUUUCUAAUUAAGAGAUUUUGCAUCGAGAAAUUUUGAUUAUAAAAAUGGAAAAAUCACAUAAAGAUAUUCUUGCUCAUUUGAGAAAGAAUAUAAUUGAUGAUUUAGAUGUAGAUAAUGAUGUUGUACAACCUUUAAGACGUGAAUACAUUUUACGAGAAAAUGAUCUAAAACGUAUUUAUGCAGGCGCUACUAGAGAAGAAAGAGCAGCCAAUUUAUUAGAUAUAUUACCACGAUGUGGUCCAGAUGCUUUUGAGAAAUUUCAUAGCUCGUUAAAGCAUCACUACGAGUGGCUUAGCGAUGAAAUAGAUAAAUUAUUAGGCAAUUAUGAAAUAGAAACUAAUGGAGAAAUAGAUUAUGUUGGACCUCCUAAUAUCCCACCUCAUUCUCCAUUGACGGUUACCAGAGAAGAGAAGGUUAAACAGUUAAAGAUAGCUUUACAACAAUUAAAUCCCACAGAAUACAUUGUGUUACAUGGCAUGAAAGGAUUUGGAAAAUCAUGUCUAGCCGCCAGUACUUUGAAAGAUGUGAAACUAGUAAAAGAUUUAUUUUCUAAUCAAGUCUACUGGAUUACAUUUGCGUGUGAUCGUUUAAUCGAUGAAGAAAUAUUAAUCCAAUUGAAUACACUUUACCAUAAUGUACGAAAUUUAGAAAUUCAACCAGAGACAUUUACUCCACUCGCGAAAGAUUCUCUGAUUCAGUAUUUAAAAUAUUAUUUUAGUAAACAACGUAAUUGCAACGCUCUAUUAAUUUUAGAUGAUGUUUAUGAUAAAAAGAUUAUUAAUACUUUUGACUUUAAAUGUAAGACUCUCGUUCUUACUGCUGACAUUGAUGUUCUAUAUGAGAAAAGACCUACAAUAAUAGAGAUGAAUGACGGAUUUACAGAAACAGAAACAUUAGGCUUAUUUGCCAAAGUAUUGGAAAUGGACGUGAAUGAAUUGCCUUUAGAAGCAAAAAGAAUUCAUGAGGAAUGUAAAGGAAUGCCAUUACUUAUAGCCAUGUUUGCUGCUCAAUUUGAAGAAUUUAAAUAUGACAUGAGAGUACAGCCUGAUAGAUGGAGAUAUUACCUAGAAUCUUUGAGGAAAAAAGAUGCUAGAAACAAAGUAAUGAGAGAAUUUCUAGUAAAACAAAAAACUAUUUUUGAUAUAUGUAUUGAACAAUUGAAACCAGAUUUGAGAAAACAUUACGAGAGCUUAGUUAUUUUUCGUGAAGAUGUUAACAUAACUCCGAAGACUUUAGAAAUUUUUUGGGAGCGAAACAUAUUUGAAGUUCAAGAAUUAAUGGUGGAUUUGUGCCAUAAAUCACUUGCUGUCACAAAGUGGAAUAAGGUUUUAAAAUCAUAUAUUUAUGGUGUGCAUGAUUUAUUAUUAUGCCAUCUUAGGAAAAAACACACUGAACGUGAAUUGAAACUGAUGCACGAGCUUAUUAUUCGAAGAUAUUGCAAAUAUUGCAAUAAAGAUUUCUCAAAAUUGCCAAAUGAUAAUUAUAUUUACUCGUAUAUUGGUUAUCACUUGGAGCAAGCAGAAUUAUUUAAGGAAUUUCCGCAGCUUUAUUUAAAUUUUGAUUUCAUUCAAGCUAAAAUAAUGCAUGCGGGUUUGAAUGAUCUAUUGCUAGAUUUGAAAAUGUAUAGAAAAUAUAUCACGAUAGACUAUAAAGACGAGGAAAAGAUUUUUGAUCUGGAAAGAUUUCUUCAAGAGCAAGCAAGCAUUAUAGUAGAACAUAGACGUAAAAAAUGUUUGGAUAUCAUUCAAAUUGCGAUGAAUUACUCACAGCAAGGGUACGUCACUCAGACUGCCAAAAAUCUAGCUAUGACAAGACGAGAAUAUUUGUAUUUAUCUCAUAAUAAAAGUCUUCAUAAUUCCAAUAUGCCACUGACUGAAGAGAUAUCAACGGGCAUCUGCACAUCAGCUUUCACAGAUGAUCCUGAAUUAAUUUUGACCGGGAAUACAUCCGGCGAAAUAAUUUUGUGGGAUUCCUCUUCUAAAAAGCAGCAAAAGAUCUUUAAUGGUCAUAGGGAGGAAUAUUCUAUCAAAAAGAUCAUUGUAUCUACGGAUGGUGAUUGUUUCUUGUCGUUAAGCAGUGCUGGAAUAAUAAUGUUAUUCCCUCUGGACGAACAAGAAGAAACUGAUCAGCGUCAUAGCACUGAGAGCCCACGACGUAAACAAAGUUGUUAUACUCCCUUUUUCAUAAAUUCAAAAGGUCAAGAUGACAGCAUAGCCAAAUUCUGGGUAGACAAUGAAAUUAUACUAGACAUGGCAUUUGGCGACAAGGACCAAUACAUUGUUGCGUGUACUAAUGCAGCGACGAUUCAGGUAUGGGACCGACUUGGAAAAAUAGUAUUUAGUUUAAAAGACUCCAAGUAUGAAUAUUUAACGAAAAUAGCCUUUACGACACAUCUUUCUUGCUUUAUACUACAUAUAAUGGAUGAGUCAAAGGGCGCUUUCGCCUUGUAUGCAAAUAGUAAAAAAGAUCGUAGUACUUAUCAGUAUCAUGCCUGUUAUAAUCUACAAUUAAAAUCUGCAACUGAGAAGGUCAUCUUCUUUCAUCACAUACCCAAACAUGACGAUUCAUUGAUGGUCAUUACCGAAAAGGAAGCCAUGUAUGUAAGAUGGUGGUGGAAUGGUGAUUGUGUAAGCAAUUUCAGCAAACAGACGAGAGCAUUUGUCGAUGAUGAUGCGGUGACUUAUGUAUGCGCCACUAUAACAUAUGAUGGUGACUAUAUAAUUAUGGCUGAUUCUGCGGGUUUUAUAAAUGUAUGGAAUACCUAUUCUGGAUAUCAGCCAGUAGCGACUUAUAAAAGUCGCGUCAUAUCCUUGGAUUCUUACUGGUUAAGAGAUGAAGGUUAUCAUAUUAUAUGUGGAAAUGGGGACAGAAUAUUAUACAGAUGGAAAUUUCCAGUAGAAGAAUCAGAUGAAUUACCCAGGAAAUGUUUAUUUGAUGCAAUUGUUGAGCCUUACGGCAAAAAGGAUAUUGUAGUCAAAGAAAGUCCUUCAAAGAAAAUUAUAGUAUCACAUGGGGAAAAUAUAAUAAACGAAUCUGAACUUAUAGAAGGAAAAAUAUUAAGCUUGCAAUUAUCCGCCGACGGAAAUGAGGCAGUAUGUAUUACAGACAAAGAAAUUCAAUUGCUGAAUACAAAAACAGCUGCAACUGAACUUAUUUCGAAGUUAGACAAACCAAUCGAGUUUGUCAAAAUUGUCAAUCAUUAUAAACAUAAUAUGGUUGUCUGCAGAUGGAAGGAUAAUAAUUUGAAGGUGUGGCAACAUUCUAGACCGAUAUUUGGUGUCGAUACUAAAGCAAAUUACAUUCACGAAAUAAACAAUAAUCAUGUGAUAACCAUAACGCAGAAUGGUAUAAUAGCAAUAUGGUAUAUUGAUGAGCGUUGGGAGUUAAGAAGCCAAGUAAAUUUGUCUAAUCCAUUGUCACAUAUUUUAUUCAGCUCUUUAAGUUACAAGCAAAAUUAUUUAGCGGUUCUAAAUGAAUCGUAUGAUUUAAUUUUAUUACAUAUAAUCCAUAAAAACGCAAUGUCGUCAACGAUACGUAUACAAAUUAGCAACGAACCUUAUUUUACGUACACUUUUGCACAGAAAGCGACCUUGUGUGAUAUUUCGAAAAAUGAACAAUAUAUCGCUGUUGGCUUGGAAUCAGGACAAAUUUCUAUUAUCGAUAUACGCAAACAAAUGGAGAUCACUCGGUUAUAUUUCCAUACUAAUCCCAUUACACAAUUGCAUUGGGCUCCAACUACUAUAGAUGUUCCAAUUUUGUUUUCAUUGUCAUGCGAUGAAUUAGUUUGGUGGAAUGUUGCUCUAGUAAAAAAUUAUAAUAGAGACAGUCAGAAGAGAAGAAGUCGGAUGGGCAUUAGCCACAGUACAAGCACUCCCUCGUUGAGUACAAAUGCAUUGUUGAAUCUACAAAUAUCUAACAGUCCAAGUGUGGAUGCUGGUGUAUCUAAUCUACAAAAUGAUGAAGCAUCGAUUCUAGAUAGAUAUUGGAGAAACAAAAUAGGUAAAGAUCCUAAAAUGCCAGAAUUACUACAUGUUGUCGAAUUGCCACCAAGCCGGGAUCCAAAAAUAUGCAUCUCUUCAGAUUUCACUAAAUAUGUUAUGGUUGAUAUGUACGGAUCCAUUAACACGUUUAAACUGAUUGAUUACGAUCAACCUUAGAACUAAUUGAUCUAGGGUAAUUUUAGCAUUAAUUUACAAUACUUCGUUUCCAUGAGUGGAAAGUUGUAGGUUUAAUAUAGAGUGAUACAAUUACAUAAAUUACAUAAAUUCAUUAAGAUACAAUCGAGGUUAUCUUAAUGAAAUGUAUAUAUCAUGAGAUAUGUUUUAUAGUACAUUGCCACAUGUGCUCAAUUUUAUAUAUAUAUCCUUAGCAACGUUUUUAACUGCCAUUUGCAUUUAAUAAGAAAUCAGCUCUAACUUAUAUAAUAUGCCGAUUUUUACAUACAUUUUUC